This is a messenger RNA of Cryptomeria japonica (Japanese cedar), 2189 nucleotides long. Its product is annotated as alpha-humulene synthase. Gene Ontology annotation, molecular function: magnesium ion binding; terpene synthase activity. The transcript is spliced from 14 exons. Lineage: Eukaryota; Viridiplantae; Streptophyta; Pinopsida; Cupressales; Cupressaceae. The record is from RefSeq and is a predicted model, not a curated record. Gene Ontology annotation, biological process: diterpenoid biosynthetic process.
UAAAGAUAGAACACUCUUCUUCUUAUAUGCCAGAAAGAUUUCACAAUAAGUGGAAUAAUGAUUUUGUGCAGUCUUUGGAAACACCAUACGAGGGAUCAGAAUACCGCGAAAGUGUGGAAACACUGGUGAAUGGAGUCAAAAUCUUGUUAAAAGAAUUGCAGAUUGGAUUUGAUGGCGAUCUGAUCGAGCGGCUUGAGAUGGUUGAUGCAUUGCAAUGCCUCGGGAUAGAUCGAUAUUUUCUGGCUGAGAUAAAAGAGGCUCUUGAUUAUGUUUACGGGUCUUGGGAUGGAAGUGUGGGGAUAGGAUUAGGCUGUAAAAGCACUAGAAAGGAUUUGAAUGCCACUGCUUUAGGACUCAGAGUACUUCGACUCUAUCGUUAUCACGUCUCUCCAGCUGUGUUGAAGAACUUCAAGAACAAAAAUGGGCAGUUCAUUUCCCAUGGAAGAAAUAAUGAUCAGAUUGAUAUCAGAGAUGAACACAUGAUGAGAAGUAUGAUCAACCUCUUAAGAGCUUCAAGUUUAGCAUUUCUUGGAGAGACAGUUAUGAAAGAUGCUAAAGUGUUCAGCUCUGCUUAUCUCAAACAAUUAUUAGAAAAAUCUGAAGAUAUAAACCAGAAAAGUUGUUUGAAAGAGGCUGAGUAUUCUCUCCUAUAUGAAUGGGCUUCUACUUUCCCUCGGUGGGAGGCACGAAGUUAUAUAGAAAUAUAUGAAUUGGAUAACAGGUUGAAGGACAAAAUCAUUUUAGAAUUGGUCAAAUUAGAUUUCAAUAUAUUGCAAUCUAUAUACAAGAUGGAGAUGAAAAAACUCUCCAGUUGGUAGCAGAAUUCUGGGGUUUCAAAAUUGAUUGUAGUUAGAGAGCGCUCAAUUGAAUAUUACUUGUUGGCAGUUAGUGCUAUAGAUAAUGCAGAGUUUGGUAGUAGCAGAAUAGCUUUGGCCAAAGCAGCAACUCUUGUUUCUUUACUAGAUGAUCUUUUUGAUGAUUACUUGACCCUUGACCAAGUUGAGCUUGUUAGUAAGGCUAUUGUUCAAGGUUGGGAUAUUUCUAUUGUACAAAAAGUUCCAAACAAUUUCAAAAAAAUUGUGGAAUUUGUUUUUAAAACAUUACAAGAAUUGACAAGUGAGGCAACACAAACCCAAGGACAUGACAUGAUGCAAUUCAUUAGAAAAACAUGGGCAGAUUAUGCAGAAGCUAGUUUGAAACAAGCAAAAUGGAAAGAAAGUCAAUAUAUUCCAACCUACAAUGAGUACAUAAAUAUUUCUGCAACAACUGGAGCAAGUGGACUAUUAUCAUUGCAUCCAAUCCUUUUAGCAUUUCCUAAUUUGGAAGAUGAUGCUAUUGAGAAAAUAUUUCUCAAUAAAUCAAGAUUAUAUGAGAUUAUAUGGUUGAUUGGAUGCAUAGUUGAUGAUAUUCAUGAUUUCCAGGAUGACAAGCUCCAUGGACAAAUAGCCUCAACAAUUUCUUUCUAUAUGAAGGAUCAUCCUGAAUAUUUAGAAGAAGAUGCAUUAAUGCAUAUGAACAACCAUUUUGAUGAAUUGCUUACAAAAUUAAGAUGGGAAUUUCUGAAUCCCAACAAAGUUCUUCUUGAAUGGGAUAGAUUAUACUUCAAUCUUGGUAGAGGAGUUCAAAGCUUUUAUAUAUUUGGUGAUGGGUUUUCAUAUCAUGAAAAGGGAGUCCACCAACGAGUAUUCAAAGUUCUUUUUGAUAUAGAUGCAAUAGUUGGUAUUAAUAUACCAUCUCUCAUUCCUCCCACUUUUGUUAUAGUUGUAGAUUCGAUGCUUGAGGCACUGUCAAGGGAUCAAAUGUCCUAUAUUGAAAAUGGUAGCCCAUGUGCAUCUAGGAUACUACAUGGGCAAAAGAAAUCAUCAAGGACACCUAAACGUCAAAAGGUUCAAGAGAGGGAAGAGCAAGCGGAGCCAGGGGUGACCAGCGGUCCGAGGGUGGAAGGGCCAGCGGGUGCGUUGGGUGGCGGGGCCAGUGGGGAGCUGCGUUGGCCGAGGGUGCAACAGCAGCGGCAAGGGCCAAGAGGGCCGAUGGUGGGGGCUGAGAAGGUGGAGUUGGAGGUGGCCAAGAGGUGGGGCCAGAUGGCGGCGCGGGGCCUGAGGCCUAGAAAAGUCUACUGCGGCAACCUGCGGCAGUUGCAGGGGUCCCACGGUACCCUGCGUACUGUGGGAACCCCAAGAAAAUUUUGA